Pseudo-nitzschia multistriata is the source of this 4725-nucleotide messenger RNA. NCBI's taxonomy places the organism in Eukaryota, Bacillariophyta, Bacillariophyceae, Bacillariales, Bacillariaceae. The record is from the annotation of a GenBank genome assembly.
AAAGGAAUCAUCAACAUCAACAUCAUCAUUUUUCAUCAUCCCCUGAAUCCCAAGUUACCAUUUGAAGCAAGAAAUAAAACUUCAGGCAUAAAUUGUGAACUAAAUAGAAUACAACAGCUCAGGAGCCAGCGCUCGGUGUUUCCAUACCGCAUACGGAUAGACAUUUCUUCGCAUAGCAUCGAGGGCACAAAAUUGAGAAAGAACAUACCGCUAGGAACCCAAUCGAAUCGAACAUAGAUCUUUCGGAACGGAACGAACAACCCGUUGUUGUCUCGGCUGGAUUUCGACACGGUGCUGUGGAUCGAUCGGUUAUGCAAGAAGAAAAUCAUCCGAACCACAACGAACGGGACAACCGCUUGUGGGGGAGGCCCCUCUCGCGGGUUCGACCGGUCGGACCCGGAUCCGGAGUGGACGAUCCAGGCGCAGACGGAGGAAUCGGUCGCGGCGGCGACAGCGGCAGCCCGAGCGCCGAACGAGCGAGCAAUGGAAGGACCGAUCACGAGCACGGCGAAACCGGCAACAACAACAACAACAUCGACGACGACGAACGAAUCGCGCGGUUCUCUGGUGGUCCGUUGGACGGAGACCGGGAUGUUCAAAUGGAAGUCCCGCCGGAGGAUCCACCGGUAGAAUCCAAUCGCGGCAACGGAAACGUCCAUACCCAUCGUUCCGGCCACAACAACAACAGCAACAACAGCAACAACAACAACAACAACCGUGGAAACGAACCUACCGGGGAAGGACGGCAGCCAAUCCGAGGCGACAACGACUUUCGCUUCGAUCCUUGGGAGGGGAACCAGAGGGAGGCGGAUGGAGAUCUUCCGCGGGGGAUGGAGGUGGACGCGGUCGGGGAACAGGGGAACGCCGUUCGUAUCCCGAACCAGGGGAACCUUCCCGAUCCCGUUCCCCCCAACCAGCGAGAAGGCGGCGUUAUCGAAGCCAACCGUAGCGUUGCCCAUCGAGUAGGAACCGUUUUCGAAGCCAAUCGUAGCUUUGCCUCCUUUCGGAUUCGGAGGGAGGCGGAGAGGCUUGCCCAACGAGAAAGAAGCGUUAUCGAAAACAAUCGUAGCUUUGCCUCCUUUCGGAUUCGAAACAUGUACAUGUUUCGAAACAGGAACCGACCCAAUCGUAACGACAACGAAAACAAUGCCAACAACAACGCCCUUCAUGCAAUCAACAAUGCCAACAACAACAACAACAACGACGACGACGACGACAACAACAACAACAAUUUUCCAAAUGUUGACAUCAACAACGCGGAAGAGGAUUUCAACGACGCACUGGACGAUCUUUUUGUCCAAAUGAUUCGCAAUCGGAAUCAAAACGACGACGAUGAACACGCCCAGGCCAGCAGGCGAUGGGACCGGCGGAUCUCUGCCCGAGCCCGCCAAAGCAUACCGUCCACCCUCUUCAACAUGGUCCGGGAGGGCCGGACCUGCACCUCGGUCCUCUCGGGCUGGGGAAUCUCGGAGCAGGGCUCGUGCCUCAGCACAGUGAGGCACUGCGCUUCGCAUCCCAACGAGGUCUGGUACACCUCCAAGCAGAGCCGGGGCCCCCUCCACGAGGCCUGCCUCCGUGGGGCCUGCCGCCACGUGAUCCGGGCCCUGCUGGAGGCGACCAACUACCGCGGAGCUACCGACCGUGACCGCCACUGGAACACACCUCUGCACUUGCUCUUUGUGGACUCGACUCUCUCCGUUCUCAACAACUCAAACAUUGUCUGGUCUCCGGAAUACCUGGCCGGCUUGGUCGAAGACCUCAUAGACCACAAUCCCGAAGUCGUUGCGGGCUGCACGAAUAACAACGGGGACACACCUCUCCACUCGGCCUGCAUGGCCCCCGAAACCAUGGUCGAUCCCAGCACCAUCGUUCGGCUCCUUGAGGCAAACCCGAGUGCCGCCCACAAGAGGAAUUCUUCCCACGAGACCCCCCUCCGGCUCCACUGCGAACGGCGCAACGCAUCUCCGGAGGUAGCAGAGCUCCUCCUGAACCAAAACUUGGACGCGCUCGUCACCCUGGACUCCCGUUGUGGCUGGGCCCCCAUCCACGCGGCGGCGGCCAACGCAAACUUUCGCCUGCUGAGGUAUCUGGUGGAGGCCCGGCCCGACGCCGUCAAGGUGCAGACCUCCCAGCGGCAGACCGCCCUGCACCUCUUGUGCCAGAACCACACGCACCUCUCGGCACCGUCCAGCCGUGGCAGCAGCAGCGGUGUGACGGCGGCGGUCGAACUCCUCCUGCGGACCGAUCCGGAGGCGGUGGUGCACAAGGACACCGUGAACGGCCAGACGCCGCUGCACCUGCUGUGCAAAACCGAGGGCUCCCGCUCGGCCCCCCUCCCGGUGGUCACCCUCCUGCUGGACAAGAACCCCUCGGCCGCGGCGAUUUCCGACUUCCAGCAGUACCUGCCCCUCCACUACGCCUGCGAAAUGGGAUGCGCUCCCGAGGUCGUCCGGGCCCUGCUCGAGGCACACCCGGACGCGGCGAGGGCCCUCACCCGCAAGAAGGACUCGGCCCUCUCCCUGGCCUGCACCCGCAACAAGAGCCCCGAAACGGUCCAGAUGCUGAUUCAGGCCAACCCCUCGGCCCUGACCGAGACGAACGACUACGGGUUUUCUCCGCUGCACUGCGUCUGCCGGAACCGCCAGCCGCGGAUGGGGAUCGUGGAGGCCCUCGUCGCUGCCUGUCCCGAGAGUCUGGGCCUCGAGACGAACGCCGGCGAGACGCCGCUGAGGCUAGCAGAAACCAACACCGGAACCUUUGCGGGCAUCCUGCAGCUCCUGGCAACCAACGGGAACAAAGGCGCUCCUUCCGGUCCCGGAGAAAGCGGCAUGAACGACAGGAUGUCCUGGACCGACGACUCGAUCGAGAACGCCGACGGCAACCCUAGGCAGACCAAAAAGGACGACCACAACGGCGCUGGAGGAAAGAGUCACCAAGAACAAGCCCCCCUAAACGAUGCCCUGGAUCUCCUUAACAACAAUUACCGCAACAAUUACCGUUCCAGCAGGGACCCGACCUUUUCUCGAAAGAGUGUGAAAACGAACAAGAUGGGAAAUACUCCGCGUAAGUUGACUUGCGAGAUUCGUUGCAUUUUUGCUUUUUCACCUUAAUUCCCCUUUGGGUGCGCUGCAUGUGGAACAUGGUGAAUAUUCCCUUUUGUUGGCUGUCGCUAAACGGUUACAGGUUUCAUCGUUUCUUACUACCCGCUUCCCUCCUCCUUUCCCGGUUGAUUUUUUUUAUUUUUCAGUACACGACGCUUGCUUCCUCAAGACCACCCCCUACGAGCACCUGGAGAUGAUUGCCAAGAAGAAUCCGGAAUAUAUUCGGGUUCGCAACAACGCGGGCCACACCCCUCUUCAGCUUCUCUGCAUGAUUGGCCGGAUCGACGAGCGCAUCAUCUCGACCUUUGCCCAGAUGGGGGGGCCCGAGAUAUUUGCGGAGAAGGACUCGAACGGAAACACGCCGCUUCAUGCGGCCGUGCAACAAUGGAUCGACGCAGCUUCGAUCCGGUGCCUGAUCCGGGCUGCCCCCGAUGCCCUCCGAUCGCGGACAACGUACGGAGACACACCCCUCCAUCUGGCGUGCCUGCGGAGAUGCACCGAAGAGGUUGUUCAGGAGAUGGCCAUGGCUGCCAGCAGCGGGGAUGUGCUGCCCGCCCUGGUUCCCAACCUGGCAGCCCACACCCCCAUUGGAAUCGCCAUGGCCAACUUUAAGGAGACCAGAGAUGCCGACAAGUGCCCUGGUUUCCCUGGUUACGGUGGGAAUGCCUAUAACGUGUUGUCGACACUCAUUAAGAUCGUUUACUAUGGCCCGCAGCAGUGCCAGCAGCAGGGGCUGAAAAACCUCAGCCUGCUCCGGGCCUGCGUGGUCCUGCACCGACAGAACAUCCGUUUGGACCCCACCUUCAUCCGCCAGGUCAUCCACAUGUAUCCGGAGGAGGUCAAGCAGGUGGACGAGGACGGGAACUACCCCCUGCACAUCGAGGCGAGCAUCCCGAUUGAGAAAAUGACGCUCCUGGACGGGAACUGCCCCGGCAGCCGGAUGGGGAUACUCCGCGUCCUGCUGGAGGCCUAUCCCAGCGCCUGCGCUGCUCGCAACAAGGAGAACCAGUUCCCGCUGGGCCUGAUGAUCAACGCCGGCCGCCUGUGGGGCCACACCAUCGCGGUGGCCCUGCGGGCUUUUCCCCCCGCCCUCCACUGGUGCAAGGGCGUCGACGAUCGGUUCGGCGCCCUUCUGCUGGAAAAAGCCAGCAAGGAAUGCGGGACGGACACGCUGUUUUCCCUGCUGGUCAGCCGGCCGGACCUCUUCGAAAUGGCCUCGUCGUCGGGAUCGAUCCAACACGAAUAUUCAGGCGGAGACUAUGCAAUGCGGUGAUAGCGGGAGAUUUAUGAACAAACAAAUCAGCCCAACUAUGAGACGAUGAGGCACAAAGAGCACGGGAAUGCUCCGCACGGUGUGAAGGAAGGAAGAACAAACACCACACCUUGGUGGUGUUCGCGUAUAGUUGGAUGGGUAUUUUCCGACAGCGAUAACUCUGCUUUUGGGAGGGGGGGGGGACUAGCUAACAGCUUUUCCUCCGGCCGUGACAUCCGAUUUGAUUUCAAAUUCAAAAGUUCGGACACGAAGAGGUGGACGGUAUUUUAUUGGAAUAAGAAGCUAGUAUGAAACCCAUCAACACAAGCAUUCUAUAGAAUUGUAUGAUUAGAAUAUAUGUAGAGUUGAAGU